AUGGCUUUGCUGUGUGGCCUUGGGCAAGUCACUCUCCGUCUCUGGGCCCCACUUCCUCCCCUGUCCGAAAAGAAGAUCAGGUUCCUAGCUACCGGGGCAUUCCUGAGGAGCGGCGGCAUGGAGGCUCUCACCACUCAGCUGGGGCCGGGGCGCGAGGGCAACUCCUCGCCCAACUCCAAGCAGGAGCUGCAGCCCUACUCGGGCUCCAGCGCUCUCAAACCCAACCAGGUGGGCGAGACGUCGCUGUACGGGGUGCCUAUCGUGUCUCUGGUCAUCGACAGUCAGGAGCGCCUAUGCCUGGCGCAGAUCUCCAACACCCUCCUCAAGAACUACAGCUACAAUGAGAUCCACAACCGCCGCGUGGCCCUGGGCAUCACAUGCGUGCAGUGCACACCGGUGCAACUGGAGAUUCUGCGUCGGGCCGGGGCCAUGCCCAUCUCGUCGCGCCGCUGCGGCAUGAUCACCAAGCGCGAGGCCGAACGCCUUUGCAAGUCGUUCCUGGGCGAGCACAAGCCACCCAAGCUGCCCGAGAACUUCGCCUUCGAUGUGGUGCACGAGUGCGCCUGGGGCUCGCGUGGCAGCUUCAUCCCCGCGCGUUACAACAGCUCGCGUGCCAAGUGUAUCAAGUGCGGUUACUGCAGCAUGUACUUCUCGCCUAACAAGUUCAUCUUCCACUCGCACCGCACACCCGACGCCAAGUACACGCAGCCCGACGCAGCCAACUUUAACUCGUGGCGCCGACACCUCAAACUCAGUGACAAGUCGGCCACAGACGAACUGAGCCACGCUUGGGAGGACGUCAAGGCCAUGUUCAAUGGUGGCACUCGCAAGCGGACUUUCUCGCUGCAAGGAGGCGGCGGCGCUAAUGGCGGGUCGGGUGGGCAGGGGAAGGGUGGUGCUGGUGGUGGCGGCGGGGGCGGCCCGGGGUGCGGCGCGGAGAUGGCCCCAGGCCCGCCGCCCCACAAAAGCCUGCGUUGUGGCGAAGAGGAGGCCGCCGGGCCUCCCGGGCCGCCUCCUCCUCACGCGCAGCGGGGACUUGGUCUGGCGGCGGGAGCUGGCGGCCCCCCGGGCCCUGGAGGACCUGGUGGCGGCGCCGGCGUACGCAGCUACCCGGUGAUCCCAGUGCCCAGCAAGGGCUUUGGCCUCUUGCAGAAGCUGCCCCCGCCGCUUUUCCCUCAUCCCUACGGUUUUCCCACGGCCUUCGGCCUCUGCCCCAAAAAGGACGACCCCGUGCUAGGCGCGGGCGAACCCAAGGGCGGCCCAGGCACCGGGAGCGGCGGGGGCGCGGGCACUGGCGCAGGCGCGGGCGGCCCAGGAACCGGCCACUUGCCCCCCGGUGCGGGGGCUGGCCCGGGCGGCGGAGCCAUGUUCUGGGGUCACCAGCCCCCAGGAGCAGCCAAGGACGCAGCGGCCGUGGCUGCGGCGGCUGCCGCAGCUACUGUGUACCCGACGUUUCCCAUGUUCUGGCCGGCGGCAGGCAGUCUCCCAGUGCCACCCUAUCCAGCCGCGCAAAGCCAAGCCAAAGCCGUGGCGGCGGCUGUAGCGGCGGCAGCGGCGGCGGCUGCGGCUGCUGCCGGUGGCGGCGGCCCCGAGCCCCUGGACGGUGCUGAGCCGACCAAGGAGGGUGGCCUGGUCGCAGAGGAGCGCUGCCCCAGCGCGCUGUCCCGCGGGCCUCUGGACGAGGAGGGCGCCGACGAGGCGCUGCCGCCCCCGCUGGCCCCGCUGCCCCCGCCGCCCGCACGCAAAGGCUCCUACGUGUCGGCCUUCCGGCCUGUGGUCAAAGACGCGGAGAGCAUCGCCAAGCUCUACGGUAGCGCCCGCGACGUGUACGGCGGCGGGCCAGCCCGUGGGCCCGGGCCAGGCGCAGGGUCCGGCGGCGGCUACGUGAGCCCGGACUUUCUGAGCGAGGGCAGCUCCAGCUACCACUCCGCCUCCCCCGACGUGGACACUGCGGACGAGCCCGAGGUGGACGUGGAGUCCAACCGCUUCCCCGACGACGAGGGAGCCCCGGACGAGGCCGAGCCCGGUGCACCCGGCGCGCCCAGCACAGGAGACGGCCCUGAUGGCGACCAGCAGGCAGGGCCCCUGUCUACCACCUCAUCGGGCGCCGACGGCCCCACAGACUCUCCCGACGGCGGCAGCCCUCGUCCCCGGCGCCCCCCGGGUCUACCCCCAGCCAGUCGGUCUGCAUUUGGGGACCUGGCAGCCGACGACAUGGUGCGGAGACCGGAGAGGAGCCCGCCAAGUGGGGGCUAUGAGCUGCGAGAGUCUUGCGGACCGCUCGGGGGGCCCGCGGCGGCCAAGGUGUACGCGCCCGAGCUGGAGGAGCACGUGAAGAGCGCGGCGGCGGCGCUGGGGCCCGCGGCCUCCUACCUCUGCACCCCCGAGGCCCACGAGCCAGAUAAGGAAGACAAUCACUCGACUGCCGACGAUUUGGAAACAAGGAAAUCCUAUCCAGACCAAAGGAGUAUCUCCCAGCCGAGUCCCGCAAAUACAGACAGAGGUGAAGAUGGGCUCACCCUAGAUGUCACGGGAACUCAACUAGUGGAGAAGGAUAUCGAGAACCUGGCCAGAGACGAAUUGCAAAAACUGCUCCUGGAGCAAAUGGAGCUCCGCAAGAAGCUGGAGCGAGAAUUUCAGAGUCUCAAAGAUAAUUUUCAGGAUCAAAUGAAGAGGGAGUUGGCUUAUCGAGAAGAAAUGGUGCAACAGCUGCAAAUUGUCAGAGAUACUCUGUGUAACGAACUUGACCAAGAGAGGAAGGCGCGCUAUGCCAUCCAGCAGAAAUUAAAAGAAGCUCACGACGCCCUGCACCACUUCUCCUGCAAGAUGCUGACGCCCCGGCACUGCACUGGCAACUGCUCCUUCAAGCCCCCGCUGUUGCCCUAG
Molecule: messenger RNA, 2886 nt
Organism: Lagenorhynchus albirostris (white-beaked dolphin)
Lineage: Eukaryota; Metazoa; Chordata; Mammalia; Artiodactyla; Delphinidae
Gene: SKOR1
Product: SKI family transcriptional corepressor 1
Exons: 9
Coding region: 1-2886 (961 amino acids)
Biological process (GO): negative regulation of transcription by RNA polymerase II; negative regulation of BMP signaling pathway
Cellular component (GO): transcription regulator complex; nucleus
Molecular function (GO): DNA-binding transcription factor activity, RNA polymerase II-specific; SMAD binding; RNA polymerase II cis-regulatory region sequence-specific DNA binding
Source: RefSeq, a predicted model, not a curated record